Fimicolochytrium jonesii is the source of this 1164-nucleotide messenger RNA. Its product is annotated as kinase-like domain-containing protein. The coding region runs from base 1 to 1164 and encodes 387 amino acids. Gene Ontology annotation, molecular function: protein serine/threonine kinase activity; ATP binding. The record is from RefSeq and is a predicted model, not a curated record. The transcript has a single exon. Gene Ontology annotation, cellular component: cytosol; cytoplasm; nucleus. Gene Ontology annotation, biological process: protein phosphorylation; negative regulation of glycogen biosynthetic process; intracellular signal transduction. Lineage: Eukaryota; Fungi; Chytridiomycota; Chytridiomycetes; Spizellomycetales; Powellomycetaceae.
AUGCACUCUCAAUCCGCGCCCGACUUCUCCUCCCCUCUCUCCUCAACCACACGUCUGCAAACCGUCAGCGAACGCGAGCUCUCCCAACACAAACUGCACCCACGCUUCCUCCUCAAAUACCGCGUGACCGCCGAACUCGGCCAAGGCGCAACCGGCUUCGUCGUCGCCGCCCGCCGCAUCGAGGACGGCCGCCAGGUCGCAGUCAAAUUCAUGUACAAGAUCCGCAUCCCCGUCACCCACUGGUUGCGCGAUCGCCAGCUCGGCGGGACCGUGCCGCUGGAGAUAUACAUCCUCCGCCGGAUAAAGCACGAGCAUAUCGUCGAGUUCCUGGACUGCUUUGAGGACGAGCGGUUCUUCUACGUGGUUAUGGACGGAUCUUCCUUCACUGACCCGACCAUCACCAGCCCGGCUGCGACCAUCGCCACGAGCCCCGGCGGGCUCUUGCUCAACACCUCCACCGCGAACACCACGUUACGCCAACACACCACAUCCCCCAUCUACCGCCUCGUCAACCUCAACCAACCCUCCCCCCCACACAAAACCAGGACCCCGCGCCGCCACUCCCGCGACCUCUUUGAAACAAUCCAUCAAAACCCCACCCUCCCGGAACCCUCCAUCCACCACAUAUUCACCCAGAUAUGCCACGCUGUCCAGUACCUCCACGCCCACAACAUCGUCCACCGCGACAUCAAAGACGAGAACAUCGUCGUCACCGACCCGGUCUCACUAUCCGUCAAACUGAUCGAUUUCGGCAACGCGGCGUAUGUCCCCGAACGCGAACAGGAGUGGUUUGAAUCGUUUCACGGCACGCUGUACUGCGCUGCCCCCGAGAUUGUGCGGGGGGAGCGGUAUAGGGGCCCCGAGCAGGACGUGUGGAGUCUGGGCGUGCUGCUGUUCACGUUGGGGUUUGGUGGGCGGCCGUUCGGGGAUGCGAGGGAGGUGGAGGCGGGGAGGUGGAGGGGAAGAGCGAACGGAGAGGGGAGAAGUGAAGCGCUUAUGGAAGUCCUUGACAUGUGUCUCACCGUCGACGUUGCGAAACGCGCGACGAUCGAGGAGGUGCUGAAGAGUCGGUGGGUUAGUGAGGGCCCAAGUGGGUGUGAUAGGGUAGAGGUGCAGUCGCACCGGGAGGUUGAGGUUGCGGAGGGUGUGCAGCUGGUUGAGUAG